Messenger RNA from Pomacea canaliculata, 4887 nucleotides. RefSeq names its product SCL-interrupting locus protein homolog. Gene Ontology annotation, cellular component: centriole; centrosome. Lineage: Eukaryota; Metazoa; Mollusca; Gastropoda; Architaenioglossa; Ampullariidae. The transcript has 17 exons. The record is from RefSeq and is a predicted model, not a curated record. Gene Ontology annotation, biological process: mitotic spindle organization; protein localization to centrosome; centrosome duplication. The coding region runs from base 128 to 4279 and encodes 1383 amino acids.
GGAUCAACAUGACCCCAAAAAAACUCUUCUACAAAAGAGACAGCACUUCCGACCAUGCGUAGUCAACACAGGAAAUUUGAUGGGCGCCAAUGUUGAUAGGUACGAAAUUUAGAUUUUUGUGCACCCAAUGGCAGUGCCAGUCCAUUUAAGCAGCAUGCCUGAGCAUAUUCGUAUGCCUCAUCUCAGAGAAGUACCAAGAUUUUCACUGAAUAAGCAGACUGAGUCCUGUGCAGAUCAGCAGUUUCUCCAUUUUCCAGCAACAGCCUAUGCUCUUUGGGAUGGUACUAGUACGGGGUCCCCAGUUUUCCUCCAUGUUGUUCAGCACAGAGACCUCAGAAUAUGUGUGCUGGAGAGAGUUCUCUGGCUUAUUCACAAGCAGUGUGAAGCUGAGGAUGAUUCCGCCAAGGUUCUUGUGGGGUCUCUAACUAUUCAAAAUGACAUUGAAGGCAUAUGCUUCGAAAUCGAUGAGAUUGACACACAGCAAGGAAAAACAGAGACAAGAAUGACAGUUGGAGAUGUAAUGGUCCCAGUCCAGGUAUCUAAAAGUAGAAACCAGGAAUGGUCUGGCUCUGUGGAAGAUUAUGUUGGAGCCAUGAAGCUUCUGGCCCAGCGCUGUAACUGCAGGGAUGCACUAGAGCUCAGUAAUUUUAUGCUGUUGAAGGGCUGGUUUAGCUUUCAUGAAGGCAAUGCAGACAAAACUAUAGCCCAUCUGCAGUUUGAUGUGGUGACCAUGGCAACAGUUUUCAAGGCCACACCCAUCAACAUGGUGCCCAUUGUGCCAACUGCCCUUGCCAAAAAUCUGUCAGGACCUCAUAGUCUGAGCCAGGUGCAGGGAAGGCCUAAGAGUGGAUAUCUCACCAUGGACCAUACUAGAAAACUGCUGUUGGUGUUGGAAACAGACCCUAAAGUGUCUAGCCUGCCUAUUGUUGGAAUCUGGGUGUCAGGAGCAAGUUUGGUGCAUCACCCAUUUGUAUGGGCUGCUUGUCUAAGAUACCUUCACAGCUCUCAGCUACAGGAUAGGAUAUGCACACCACCAGAAGCAUUUCUUUUAGUUCUGUAUUCCCAACUACAUUCUAAGCCCGAGUUUUAUGAAGUCAACACAGUAUCAGGCAAACCAGACCUGGAGUACAGACUGUAUAGCGGCUAUGAAGUCACAAGUUUCUCAAAGAAAUCGAGUGGACCUGACCCUUCAAACAUUGAGUGGGAAGUGAAGGAAGUACAAGGUGGUUCUAAGGGAGAGAUGUUUAAUGCUGCCAUUCAGAUGUUUAAGUCUCAGGGGUGCUCUGCAGGAGGCUUGAAUCGGUUGGCCACAAGUGCAUCCUCUGCCACAGAGGACAUUAUGCCACGCUCAAUUCCAGCUCCACACACUGCCAAGGCAAUGGUGGUGAAGCCUUUAGUGCCAGAAGUUUCUAUUCUGUGGAAUGAUACUCCACCUAUCUGUAAUUCUCAGUGCCCUUCGUCUUUCCAGCAUGGUGAUGGCACUGCGCCAAUUUCAGGACAGGGGGUGAUGGAUGAUGUGCCAAGACAGUUUCCGCCUGCUGGUUACACUUUAUUUCCUAGCAAACCUUCUGUAAUUAGACAGCCCCAAGCCAACACAAACUCAAAAAACCAUUUAGCACUACAGCAGAACACAAACCCAGCAUCUCCAAGUGCUGUAAAGAAUGGAGAAACUACCACUGUUAAUGAAGGCAGGCAUUAUGUUUACAAUAUUGAUUCACAAUCUGCUCAAGUUAAUAGCUCGCAUGUAAAUGCAUACUUGAGGAAGAGUACACAGCUGCCACAUCUUGUUCCUCCAGCAUCGGUGAAUGUAUGCAGACCGCAGCCCUUGCAGGUACAAGCCAGAUUUCCACCAUGUGCAACUCAAGCACCCACCUCAAACCAAAGACAGAUGAUGACAGACAUGAGACAGGCAACCCCUUUUCCUCAUCAAGUGCAUCAUAAAGGUACAUUGUUAAUCCCCACCAGCCCAGAGAAUCGACAGCCACUCCCACAGCCAUUAAGGUCAGGGAUUGAGACGACUGGAGCAUGUCUGCAUGUUUGCCAAGCAGGCCUCCAAUCAAAUCAAACAGAAGCCCAGGCACACACAGUACCCCAGACACCCAGGCAUCAUGUACAGCUGGAACUGGGUUGUCAAACCCCAGUUCAGUCCCAUCACAUUCCGGUUUCACCAUUGUCAUCAGAAUUGACCAGAAUCUGUCCAUGUCCUUCUUCUUGCUCAACAGUUCCAGGCAAAGCUGAAGGGCAAAUGCAUAUUCUUGGUAGCUGUCAACAGUGCCCCAUGAUGAAGAGUUCACAGAUACAGGGUACUCAGACGCAAUCAGCUUCUUAUGCAAAUCCAGAAUUUUCUGUAAAGUACAUGACCCAGAUGCCAGAUGCAUUGCAGGGCCCACUUGGAGGUCUCACGAGUCCUUCAGGUUCAGCUGAGCCACAUCCUGCAGGUUUCUGGAUGCAUUUUCCACCAACAGGCACACAGUUAUCUCCAAGGAUAGGGGAAUGUGGAAGAGAGACUGCAAUCCCAGCCGAAAUUACUGCUUGCAGUGGCAGGUCCAGCAAUGACAGUGGCUUGAGUGUGACACCAAACAAUUCCAAUCCCUCACCCAAGCGUCCUACCAGCCCUAGUAUAAAGACCAGCGAUCUUGAAGGAGCAGGAUCAAGAAUCAGCUGGGACCAAGUGCCUCCAGAGGUGGUUCAGCUGCUGAUGCAGCAAGAUGCUCAGCUGAAGUUGCUGCAGGCCCAGAUCCAGACUCUCAUGGCUCAACAGCUUCAGCAUCAGCAACAACUAGCUACAUCGCAGGGUCCAGCCUCAUCAAGUGUCAUGCCUGGACAUUCACCUUCCAGCCCUCUUACACUUUCCAAGAAGCCAACAGGAUCAAUACACUCUGUUGCUGUUAACACAACAGUGGUUCCUCCUGACUCGCCUUGCAAACCUCAUCACCCAACUCAGUGUGUUUCUGUCCAAACUAGUCCCCAGUCUUCUCUUUUGCACACUGCAUCACCACAAGAUCUCAUAGAAAAGCAUGGAGGUAUUGCUGUUGGCACCACUUCGUACAGAAUGCAUGGAUAUGCACCUGAGACAGAAGAACAACUAUACAUUUCCACACCCAAUAAGCGACAAGAUCAGCAAGAGGCUGAUUUGAGCAGCACAUGGAUUGAUGAGGAUCAGGCAAGGAAACAAAGCAUCACGCGCUCACCUGCACUGACAGACAGUGUUAUGUCACCCAGCAGGUCUGGCCAGCAGUUAUCCCCCUUCUCAAACUGUUCAAGCCCAGCGAGUGCCAGCAUGUGUGCAGAUACAAGCAAAGAAGAUGAGAGCAAAUUAGAGAUCAGCCCACAUUCCCCAGACUACUAUGACCUGGUUAUAAACAAUAUUCAACUGUUUUUAAAUCACCAGAAGAAUGAAAAUGAGCAUUAUCAAGCAGCAGACACUUCCAGCAAAACAAAUAACUCACUGGACGUGAUGGAAUUAGCCAUCAGUCAGUCUCCAGAGAGCCAUUCUAAUCCUAGUGUGGGUGGAAGCUCAAACACUACUUUGGUUCCCCAAAUCAACUACUUCUCCAUGAUGCUUGAUUCAGACUCGAACACGUCACUGGAAAUCAGUGCGAUGGCCAUGAAGUACUUGCGUGAUGACCAACUCACGAAGCUUGCACGAUUACGCCAGGGGCCUGUUUCUCACCAGAACAGCAUCAUCUUGCAUCAGGUUCUGGCUUCAGGUGGCAACAUGGCAGACACAUCACACCUGGGGGGUUCUGGAAGCAACCUCAGCAUGGCUACCCACCAGUACAUGGUGCGGCACGGACUGCUGGGAGGUGGUGGUGAAAGCAUGCUGGACUCUAACCACACCAUACAGCUGCAAACAAACUUUAGUCUGGCUGCAGCCUCUGAGGCUAACAGUACACUCAGUCUGGAUUCUUCCCCAAGGCGACCAAAUUCUGAUCCUUACUCUCCUCACAUUUCUCCUGCUAGCAGAAGCCCCAUCAAAAAGGAAUUGCUGCAUGGGCAGAUCCGACCAUCACCUGCCAUUCCAGGUGGAGAGGAAGCGAUUUUGGAGAAGGGGGCAGCCUUGCAUGAUUUGGGGGCCUCGCCCAUCUUUCAUCCACCACAUUUUCAGGGAGCAGCAUUUAAACGAAUGCAUGGCGAUCCUGCUGUGGAAGACUUCCGAGGUUGUCCUGAAAGGUAUCGCCCUGCUUGUCUGCAGGAUGUUAAAACUAGUGAAUGUUCAUCCGCAACAGAAAAGUUUCUUAAUAUAGAAAAGUUGAAGCAAAUGCCCAAACUCUUAUAGCUAUUCUAGUCAGUAGAUUGGUGAGCACAAGCGUAUGAAUGAGAGAGUAUAUUUAUUCUUUAGCAGUAUCUUAUAUUUUCUCCUGUAUGGUUCUGCAUUAUAGUAGUGACAUACUCACAAAAUCCUGUUGUAUUUGUAAUACUCCAUUUUAGAAGACUACAACCAACCAGACCUCUGAAAGUCAAAUCUGUUGUGUUGAAAUUUAAAAUUCAAAUUUACCUUGUCUUAUAAAAUAUCAAAUGUUUAACCAUGAGAAUUUGUACCAUACAAAAUUAUUUUUGGUAUUACCCUAGUGCCAUUUAUUUAACUAUUUAAGUAUUUUUUUCAGGAUAAGCAACUAGUUCAGAUUUCCUCCGAUACAUGCAUAAUAUCAGAGAGAUGUAAUUUAGCAUUAUUUAAUUAGGCCAUUUAAAAAUUGUUUGAAUUUAUUACCUAAUUUGUGCAUUCUGGCUUAAGCAUUUCAUGACAAUUCCAGUUGAAAUCUGCUGAAUUUAUUUGUGUACUUUUGCUACAUCUGUGAUAAAAGUCUUCCUUUACUGUUAGAGGCACAGAAUGUUUAAGUGUAUUAUUUUUACCUUUUUUUAAUAAUAAACUACUGUGUACAUGAA